GUUUACUAAAAGACAGCCCAUUGCUUUUUUCUUUUUUUUUUUUUCUUUUUUUCUUUUUUUUCAGAGAUGUCAACUGUAGAUGAAAAUGCAAAUUGUAUAUUUUAGGUUGCGUAAAGAGUCACAUGACCAGAGCCUUUGUCUUAAAAAAGAAUUUAUUUUUAUUUGUUUGCUUGCUUGCUUUCUUGCUUAUUUAAUAAAAAGGACCAGCAAUUUACAUCGAGCUAUCACAAAGAGUAAAACUGAUCCCUAAUUAUAAUAACGUGGGCUACACAAAUGUGCAUGUAGUAAUUAGGACAAAAUUAUGUUUAUGCUGUUGUUUACUAAAAGACAGCCCAUGUGCGCGCGCCCCACCCACGGUCUUCAGCGGGCUAUUUAAAGCGUGUAGACAUCAGCAGAAGCAUUGAGACCAUCAAUGCAACAUUACAGAUCAUGCUGGAUUUAUCUCCGGACUGGAUUAUUCAACACGUUCAAUAUAUUUGAAAUCAGCUCAAGUUAUAUAAUCAAAUGAAGUAGCAAGACUUAAAGUUAUCUAAUCAACCGAGGACUUAUUCUUUAGUAUUAUUUUUAAAGAAUAAGUUAUUAAAUAUGAUUCCAGUGCAGCUGAUCUCAACUUUGAUAGUCGCGUGUGGCUGCAGUGUGCUCGCGGACGCAAUGCAAGCUAACUUCACCCUGGAUAAUGACAUUCAGUCCAGCUUCAUCCAGCGGCGGCUGAAGAGCCAGGAGCGCAAAGAGAUGCAGCGGGAGAUCCUCUCCAUCCUCGGGCUGCCGCACCGGCCCCGUCCGCUUCUGUACGAGAGACACGCAGCUCCCAUGUACAUGCUGGAUUUGUAUAACGCCAUCCUGGAGGACGGGGAUCAGCGCAGCGGGUUUGUGUACUCUUAUGAACCGGCGUACACGACCCCGGGACCUCCGAUGAUGACCCAACAGGACAGUCGCUUUCUCAGCGAUGCCGACAUGGUGAUGAGCUUUGUAAAUCUGGUGGAUCCAGAUGAAGACCUUCAUUUGUAUCAUCAGCACCGUAGAGAGUUCCGCUUUGACCUCUCCCGCAUCCCGGUGGGAGAAACCGUGACUGCUGCAGAGUUCCGUAUCUACAAGGACUUUGUGCACGAGAGUUAUGAAAAUGAGACAUUCCAUGUCAGUGUGUUCCAGGUGCUUCGACAGCAGCCCAAAAGGGAGCUGUACCUGCUGGACUCACGAGUGGUAUGGGCGGCAGAAGAGGGAUGGCUGGUAUUUGACCUCACGGUCACCAGUAACCACUGGGUCAUAAACCCUGGUCAGAACUUGGGACUUCAGCUUUCUCUGGAAACCGCACAUGGUGAAAGAAUGAACCCAAGGAGAGCAGGUCUGGUGGGCAGCAGUGGACCUCAGAAUAAGCAGCCAUUUAUGGUAGCGUUUUUGAAAGCAUCAGGAAUCCACCUCCGAAGUGUACGCUCAGCAUCAGGAAACAAACAGAGGGGUCACCACCGUUCUAAAAACCCCAAACCUGGUGUUGCACCCAGCCAGGUGGCUUUAAAGACAGCCGAGGCCACAGACGGUGCUAGUGUAGACCCCAAACAAGGCUGCAAGAAGCAUGAACUCUAUGUCAGCUUCAGAGAUCUGGGAUGGCAGGACUGGAUCAUUGCUCCAGAGGGUUACGCUGCAUACUACUGUGAAGGAGAAUGUGUGUUUCCUUUGAACUCUUAUAUGAACGCUACAAACCAUGCUAUUGUACAGACACUGGUCCAUUUCAUAAACCCAGAAACAGUCCCAAAGCCCUGCUGUGCUCCAACUCAGCUGCACGGUAUUUCCGUUUUGUACUUCGAUGACAGUUCCAAUGUAAUAUUGAAAAAGUACCGCAACAUGGUCGUCAGAGCCUGCGGAUGCCACUAAUCACUACUUCUGCCCUUGGGAUUCAUAAAGGAUGGAAAAAAUAUGGGAUGCAAAUACUGAUUAUUUUGACAAUCAAGUGCCCAGGGAGGAAAGAGACUCAUUACUGGAGCAAAACUGGACUUUUCUGUUAGAAGAGAAUACACUCAAAGCAUACAUUUUCAUGUAAAACUCAAAACUCCUGGAAUUGUAUGAGGUUGACCACAGCUGAGUCAAGUGUGUGGCGUUCUGGCUUUCAUUUCUAUAUAGAAAGCCAAGUUUGGAGUAUCAAAGAGGACAUGAUCAGAUACAGAGAGAGAGAAAAAAAACUGGCCUCAGAGAUUUAACCAGACUGAUCAGGGAAGAUGCAAUUGAUUUAAGCACGUUGCUCUAUAGAGAUUUAAUUACAAAACCACUUGUACACACUAUAGCAUGAUUUCUGUAUAUAAUUUCUGGAUGUAAAUCCUGCCAUGACUAACCUUAUCAAAACGCCUGAGACCACUAGUGAAAAUGCUUUUAUUUUGGUGAAAUGAAAAUGAUUUUAUUUUUUAAUAUUUUUCCUUUAAAAAUUAUAUUAUAAGCAUAACAAUGUGAGUAAAAUGAAAAACAAAUAUGAAUUUGAGAAUGAUUUAGUACUUGGUAUGUCCCCCUUCCAGCAAUAGAGCAUCUUGUGUGCUUCAGUGGGAGAAUUCAUAAUCUUUAAUAUUUAUUUAAAAUUUUUACCUCAAAAUUUGGUUAUUUCCAGGUUUAAAUGAGAUGUUAAAUCACAGAAAUUCCAUGUGGUCACAGACUUUAAGACCCCACUGUAUUUCAGCACAAGAUCUGUUGACCGUUACAAUGAGUCGAAGCAUUGUUUUCACUCUUCACAAAAUUGCACUAUUUCAGGACAUUCAAGAAACCCUUUCACAUAUGUUUAGCACUCGAUUAAACAGGACUGCAGAAAAUAUGAAAUUCAGUUUUGUCUUGGAGUCACUUUGGUUCCGUCACAUACAUGAAAGAACACAUGUUUUCUCUCAGCAGUUAUCAGUCAAUAAAAAGACAUAUGCCUGGAUUUGGCCUUUCA
Megalobrama amblycephala (Wuchang bream) is the source of this 2908-nucleotide messenger RNA. RefSeq names its product bone morphogenetic protein 7a (gene bmp7a). NCBI's taxonomy places the organism in Eukaryota, Metazoa, Chordata, Actinopteri, Cypriniformes, Xenocyprididae. Gene Ontology annotation, biological process: SMAD protein signal transduction. Gene Ontology annotation, molecular function: cytokine activity; growth factor activity. Gene Ontology annotation, cellular component: extracellular region. The record is from RefSeq and is a predicted model, not a curated record.